Molecule: messenger RNA, 339 nt
Organism: Staurois parvus
Lineage: Eukaryota; Metazoa; Chordata; Amphibia; Anura; Ranidae
Source: the annotation of a GenBank genome assembly
UGGGGCCCCUGGGCAAUAGGGGCCCCCCUGGUCCUCGCCCACACCCAAAAAGGAAAAAGGAAAGUGAAUUCUAUUGUUCUUAUAAUAUUCAGUCUGCUACAAUUAAAAGGAUACAUUUCCUCAGUCUCUUCUACUCCAGUGAUGAGAAUGCAAUGUCACAAGCAGGUGUGGACUGACAACUCAUGGGGCCCCCGGGCAAUAGGGGAUCAUGGGGCCCCUGUGUCCUUGCCCAAACACAAAAAAGCCUAUGAAAAAGGUACCAGGGGCAUCUCAUGGGGCCCUCUACUGACCCCGGGCCCUCGGGCGGUGCCCGAGUUUCCAAAUGGUCAGUCCGCCCCU